AUGGAGCUUGAUCCCGACAACGUAGUCAGCCCCUUCAAGAUGGGAGCCCUCAUGAUGAGGACUGCAAGGGCAGAAGAGGCGCUGGUGUUCUUCAGGAUGAGCUCUGAGCUGCGACCUGACGCUCCUGUCGUCCACAACAACGUCGGGCUGACCUGCACAAAGCUGCAGAUGUUCGAGGAGGCGACCGCCGCGUUCGAGAGGGGGCUUGAGGCGAGCAAGGAUGCGCAAGCCAAGGGGAUGAUCCUGAACAACAUGGGGAUCAUGUACAAGGAAAUGGGCGAGACGGAGAAGGCGAUGGAAUGCUUCGAACAGGCUCUACGCCUUCCGAGCGUGGAAGCAUACAUCAACAAAGCCAGCUCGCUGAUUGAUGCAGGGGAGUAUGAGGAGGCAGAGAAGUGCAUGCGGGAAGGGCUACGCGUUAAGCCGGAGAGCUUGUCGGACGCGUACAACGGGCUCGGGGCGUCGAUCGAGAUGACUCACUCGCGGCUCAACCAGUCGGUCGUGUUCUUCGAGGAGGCGGUCAAGGCCAACCCCCGCAACGAGCCCGCCUACUUCAGCUGGGUGCACCUGAGAUGCAGACUAUGCGACUGGCGGGAGCACGAGAGGCUGUUCGAGGAGGUGAGGAAGAUGAUUGACCGAGGAGCGACGGGCGGGCUCGGGCCCAUCUUCGGCCUCGCAUAUCCCCUCUCCGAUGAACAGAUGUGCACGGUCGCAAGGGCAAGGGCGCGAGAGGCGGUAGGGAACGUGAAGAGGAUGAGGAACGAGUUCGUGCCUUGGGCUCCGAACUUCGCUGCAAUACCUGAGAAGCUCGGGAUUGCGAUCGUGUCGGCUGAUUUCAACAUGAAGCCUGUGGGGCAGCUGAUUCAGAGCGUUUUCAAGAUGAUGGACAAAGACAAGUUCGAAAUAUUCGCUUUCAUGCUCGAAGCCCACGACAACUCGCAUGUGAUGGCCAACAUAGCCAACAGCGUGGACGAGUGGAACUGGUGCAAGGGUCUUUCUCCCCUUGUCGUGGCUCAGAUGGUGAACAACGAACAGCCCAACAUCCUCAUUGACUUCAGCGGCUUCACGGAUGGUGCAAGGAAUGAGAUCGGAGCACUGAAACCAGCUCCUGUCGCUGUGAAUUAUUUGGGUUUCCCCUAUACCCUCACGAUGGAGGGUUUCGACUACAUCCUCUCGGACCGGGUGGUGCUUCCUCCCGAGCAGCACACUUCCUGUUUCCCCGAGAAAGUCGCCUGGCUGCCCAACAUGUACAUGGUCAACGACCACAAGCAGAGCCAGGCCGAGCAGAUCCUCGGUGACUUCACGGCAGCCAACGCCUCCAACCUGAGCCUCCCCCACCGCUCUCAGCAGCUCGUCCUCGCCAACUUCAAUCACUUGCAGAAGCUCGGCCCUCAUACCUUCCACUUGUGGCUCCGCAUAAUGCAGGAGCUCCCAGACUCCGUCCUCUGGCUGCUUCGAUUUCCACCGGAAGCUGAGCCGAACCUGCGCCGAGAGUUCGAGGAAAGAGAGAUAGGCACCAGGCUGCAUCUGUCAGACAAGUUCCCCUCUAAGAUUCACCUCAAUGUCAAGCGAGCCGCCAGCCUCCUCCUAGACACCCUCGAGUACAAUGCGCAUGUCUCGGGGCUCGAUGCGCUCUGGGCUGGACUGCCUCUGGUCACUCUUGCUGGGUCCAACAUGGCGAGAAGAUGCGGUGCUUCAUUCUUGCGAACUAUGAAGGUGCCGCAACUGCUUGCUCGAACAUCGGAGGAGUACGUCUCCAUUGCAACACAACUGGGGGAAAAUCCGCGCAAGCUGCAGGAGCUGCGAGACAAGGUUCUCAACGAUGACCGCCUGCCUCCUGCUUACUCUCCUGCAGGUCGAAUACAGCAGGUCGAACGGCAUUCUCUUCGAUACGAAGGUACCUCUCUCGUUCACCUCCCCUUGUUCCUCCUCUGUUCAUCACCAUCAACACCUGUUGCUCCUCCUCCUUCUGCCCAAGCUCCCUUCCUACUUGUCCAUCUGUUCAAGCUCCUCACGUUCUCCUCAAGGGCUGGGUCAAGGAGUUCGAGUCGAUGCUGCGGCUCAUGUGGGAGGUUAUGCAGUCUCCCUCCUCCCUCCUCCCUGACUCCUACCAGGUCGCUGCAGCUACCGAAGGCAAGAAGACCCUGCAUAUAG
This is a messenger RNA of Guillardia theta CCMP2712, 2154 nucleotides long. RefSeq lists its product as hypothetical. The transcript has 9 exons. Gene Ontology annotation, molecular function: protein N-acetylglucosaminyltransferase activity; protein binding. NCBI's taxonomy places the organism in Eukaryota, Cryptophyceae, Pyrenomonadales, Geminigeraceae. Gene Ontology annotation, biological process: protein O-linked glycosylation. Bases 1 to 2154 code for a protein of 717 amino acids. The record is from RefSeq and is a predicted model, not a curated record.